This is a messenger RNA of Metopolophium dirhodum (rose-grain aphid), 1602 nucleotides long. RefSeq names its product putative mediator of RNA polymerase II transcription subunit 12. NCBI's taxonomy places the organism in Eukaryota, Metazoa, Arthropoda, Insecta, Hemiptera, Aphididae. The transcript is spliced from 2 exons. The record is from RefSeq and is a predicted model, not a curated record. Bases 78 to 1247 code for a protein of 389 amino acids.
AUAGCGAAACACCAAACGUAUUUAUAAAAGCCAAACACGUCUGUUCCGCACACCUAGUGACUUACCGAACAUCCACCAUGAACCACUACUUUUGGGCAUCGUCGUUGUUGCUCUUCGCCGUCGUCCAGUACCCGGCCGUCGCGUUCAAGAUACCAGGGUUGUCGUCUGGCAGCAGCAGCAGCAGCAUUAACCGGACGCCACCUGUCAGAGGACCCGCGGCCAAUGCUGGUGGCCACAGGGGACCGGAAUCCGAGUACAUGGGGCCGGUGUUCAUAAUCAGAGAGCUGGACAAGGACAAGGGAGAGUACGACGCGUUCGUGACGACCGGCGGCAUACAGGAGGUGAGGCCGCCGCCGAUGAGCGACAGGUCGCUGCCGCCGCAGAAUGGCAAGCCGUCCGCGGCCAGGGACGACGAGGACGCCGAGCACUUUGGCGUGCUGGUCACUCCCGAAACGGUCAAGCGGCUGGACCGCGACGAGAAGCUGAGGGCGUCGUCUAUCAACGUGACCAUGGCAGUGCUCCUGUCGGCCGCCUCGUCGCGGAUGCCCUGGCUGUUGGUCCUGCACCGCAAACAGUAUCCGCACCUGUUCGAGUACCAGCAACAGCAGCCCCAGCACCAGUACCAGGUGCACCCGUCGCAACAACAGCAGCACCAGCCUCACCAGCAACAGCAGCCACAACAGUACCAGCAACAGCAGCAGCAGCAGCACCAGCAACAGCAGUACCUUCAGCCAGCGCAGUCCGACUCGGUUCAGGUCGACAGCGGCGUGCCGGGGCUCCAGCACCCGCAAAUCCCGCAACGCCGUCGGUACCAGAUGGACAGGCAGCGCCGCGCCAUUCUGUACUCGACACCCGACGACAGCCGAGCGCCGCUUACGAUGGCGUUUGAGCAACAACUGCUGUCCACCAUGUGCUACAACUUCGUCCGGGACUACUAUUCGUCGCCAAAAACUUCAUCCGCCGAACAGUCGCCCAGGCUACCGAUCGCCCUGGUCGACGCCGAUUACGGCCGCGGCGAGGACCGACGAGAGCGGGAACCGGAACCGGAACAGUACGCCCGGUAUCAGCCAGACGUCUACUUGGACGCAGACGCUUAUGCGGCCGCGGCCACAGCCCCUUCCGGCCGCGAGCAACAAUCGCCGCCGCAGCCGCAACCUCAGCUGCCGCAGACAUCGUCCACGGUCCGGCCGGAAGAACAGUCCGACGGCAUAGUCGUCGGCAUGGAGAUCCCCAAACGCGUUUCCUAGAUUCGGACCGCCGACCGCGGUGGCGCAACGCGUCUUUAUUAGUUUAUGAUUUUCUGUUUUUCCUCGUCGCCAGUAGCUUAGCUCACAGUUUUCCGCCGGAACUCGCCUCAUCGAUACGCUUGCCGUCCAGACUCGACCGCUGUGCGUCCACAUAUUAUCAGCUGUUUUUCGCUUAUUUUUUCCUAUUUCAUUAUUUGUCGCGUUACGAUCGAUAACUAUUGUACUAUUGUAUCGCCGUUCGUUGUUGUCGACAAUAUUAUUAAUUUCAUAUUAUAUUCCAAUAGAUGUUUAACGCGCGAAUGUAAUAUUAUAUUAUAACUAUUAAACACCGUAAAUAAAAACUUCUUUAAUAUUA